AUGACCGUUAGGGAUCAGACAUGCUCAUCUCACCUCUCUGGAGCCAGUACCCCCUCCGGUCCUAGUCCCGAUAAAUCAUCUUGUUCUCCUGCUGUCCCACAAGCAUCUUGCUUGAGUGCUUUCUUUCUUGGCUGCUGCUAUCUUGUCCCACCAUCGGCUGGUCCCCCUUCACCAUCGAAGACUCCCUCACUUCCUAGUCAAUCCUCAUCCAGCUCCACUCCUACAGCAGAAUUAGGUAAAGCCCCUUCAGAAUCUUUGACUGGCGUCAGUCCCAGUCUUACAGUGACAUCAACACUGUCAACACUUCCAAAAUCCGACUCUAGUGAUUCUUCUCAACCACACCUUGAAACUGGAUCAAAUCAUGCGACUGAGGAAGCUGGUGUUGAGGGUCCAUCAACUCCUACCUUUACGGAUAUACACUUGGCCCUGCGUAUUUACACCCAUCGGCCUGCUGGGUCUCUCAUCUGCUUUGAUGGAAUGUGA
This is a messenger RNA of Protopolystoma xenopodis, 483 nucleotides long. The record is from the annotation of a GenBank genome assembly. Lineage: Eukaryota; Metazoa; Platyhelminthes; Monogenea; Polystomatidea; Polystomatidae.